Eufriesea mexicana is the source of this 2442-nucleotide messenger RNA. RefSeq names its product ankyrin repeat domain containing protein 6 diego (gene dgo). The coding region runs from base 1 to 2442 and encodes 813 amino acids. The record is from RefSeq and is a predicted model, not a curated record. Lineage: Eukaryota; Metazoa; Arthropoda; Insecta; Hymenoptera; Apidae. The transcript has 10 exons. Gene Ontology annotation, cellular component: BRCA1-A complex; BRCA1-BARD1 complex. Gene Ontology annotation, biological process: protein K6-linked ubiquitination. Gene Ontology annotation, molecular function: ubiquitin-protein transferase activity; protein binding.
AUGGCAGAAAAGUUACGCGAGGCGGCCGCACGUGGCGACGUAGCGCGAGUUGCGCGACUCCUUGACGAAGAUAUUAAACCAUUGCCGGACGAGAAUGGCAGAAGCCCACUCUUAUUGGCAGCAGCAGCCGGCCACGUCGAUGUCUGCGAAACUCUGCUGCUUCGGGAACCCGACGUCAACUCUGCUGAUAACACCGGAGUCACACCCUUGCAGAGGGCUGCUUCCGAGGGCCAUUUGGAGAUAGUGGAGCUGUUGCUGAAGCACAGUGCCGAUGUUGCUCGUCAGGACAACGCGCAUGGAAAUUCAGCUCUGCACGAGGCAUCCUGGCGUGGAUACAGCCGCACGGUGGCCGCCCUGGCCAAGGCCCUCGGCACCCAACGGGCACCCUUGCACGCGAGGAAUCUCGCUGGAUUCGCGCCGCUCCACCUCGCCUGCCAAAACGGCCACAACCAAAGCUGCCGCGAGCUCCUGCUGGCGGGUUGCAAUCCCGACCUUCAAAACAACUACGGGGAUACACCGCUGCACACGUCCGCGAGGUAUGGACACGCCGGAGUGACGAGGAUACUCAUCUCCGCGCUUUGCCGAGUCUCGGAUCAAAACAAAAACGGCGACACGGCGCUGCACAUCGCGGCGGCGAUGGGACGUCGGAAGCUGACGAGGAUCCUGCUGGAGGCCAGCUGCGACCGUAGCCUGCGGAACAAGCAGGGGGAGACCGCGAAGGACAUAGCGCGGCGCAAGAACCUGACGGAGAUAUUGGAGAUAAUCGGUAAAGCGCGAAGCAAGAGCAGGACGCGGAGCAAGAGUCGCGAGGAGGAGACUACGCCGGCGACUGUGGACAAGGUCGACGGGAAGAGCNNCAGUAAGAACGAGAAGAAGCGAGAGAAGACCGGUAGUGGGACCAGCGGUAGCAGGGAUAGUUGCACGAAGAAGGAGAAAAAGAAGCACAAAUCGUCCGGUAAGCAGAACAAGGUCCACUUCGAGAAGGCCGUGAUGGGCAGGCAAUGGUCGCCGUACGGCUGCCACUACUACCCCGAUCCGGAAGCUUUUCCUCAGCCACGUUUGGACUCCCUGCCGCCGGAUCCCUUGGGUCGCGGGGAGCAGUAUUAUUUGGACCUGGCCGGGAACAUCAGGAAGGGCCCGGUGGGAGUUGGUUACACCUGCUACUGCGCGCCGUUCUUCAGGCACAUGGAGGCUAAGCUGGAGAGAGACAAGGCGGAGCUGAAGGCUCACAUCGAUCAGGCACACGAGAGAUUGGACUUGAAGGUGGCCAAUCUGGAAAGGAGAACCAGAGGUCAGAUCUCGGAGUUGACCAGAUGCGUGGCGGCUGAGAGGUCUAGGUGCGACGAGAGGCACAUGCACCUCCAGCAACGUCUCUCUAGAGGUGGCAAAGGCAGACACAGCGAAAGACCAGCCAAGGCUACGUUCGCAAAUGACCAGUCGUUCCCACCUGCCCGCGCCAGAUCCUUGGAGGAUCUUCUGGACGACAGACCUCACGAUAGAAGCUUCGAGAUCCCGGGUGAAACACCGAUUCAUCGUGGCAGCCUGGACGAUCUUGAUAUUCCGGCCAUACCGCGACUCAGCAAGUCCAUGAGGGAUCUUCCGUCCGGUUCUGGUGUCUCGAGGUCAACGCUGAGGGUGCUCGACGUGCCUGCUAGAUUAAACGAAACAUUCGACGGGGUGAUCAAGCAGGAUCGUAGCUCGCCGCUAGGCGCCGCCUCUUCGCCGUCGAUCGGAUCCAGGCAACAGGUCCAUCAGCAGCGCGUGAGUGAUUCGUCUCGAGAUCACGGGAUAAAUUCGUGCCAGGAUGAAAGUAGCGCGACGCGGAAGAACGAGGACAACUCGAACGAGUGGAAAUCUUCCGGACGACGAAGCGUUCACGAGAUGAUUAAGCGAUUUCAACAAGUACCUGGCAUGCAUAACGGGUGGCGGGCUCCACGCUCCGGAAGUAGCGAACCCACCAGUCCAGAGAACAGUCAGUGUUCCCAAAGUCAAAGGGUCCAGCCGCAAGGUGGUGUAGGAAACACUUGGCAUGGCGAAGGUAAUGACAGCGAGAGUAGCGAAGGAGACGACGACGAGCAACCAGAAGCAUUAAACGGAGGGAUCUCUGGAAAAGGAGUGAUAUCGGAGCACGUGCAUUACGACAGCAUCGCCAGAAUGCCAUAUAGGUCCCGUAAUGCGGUUUAUAGUCCAACGCCGCCUUUGCAUGACGCACACAAUGACUCCGGAUAUAGCACUCGCAUGUAUGGUUCUAGCAAAGGUGCUUCACCUUCGUUAUCAGGUCAAUUAGAAUGCGACGUGAUUCUUCCAACUAAUCCAAAUACAUUUCCCAGUGGAGAACAAUUGGCUGCACUGUUGGAACAACCGAGGAACCAUGAUCUUACAGUCUACGAGCGCGGUGCAGACAAUUGCGUUAUUAAUAUUGGAACUGCGAGUCUUGUUUAA